AUGUCUCAAACUCCCUUGAUCAUGAUGGUCUUCGGAGACCGCCGUCGUCUCACCGCCCGUCCAGAAACCUACCAUCAACUCAUGGAUGACGCUCGGAAUGCCUUUGGCAGCAAAGCCGUCAACUUGACUGUUCAUUGCACUUCGAAGUCUAGAGAACCGGAGUUUGAACUUGAUCAGUCAGCAUACAGAGCGGUCGAGGACGGUUGGGUCCUUCGCUUGGAGCCAAAGGCUGCUCCGAUCAUCAAGCUCGAGUCCCUGCUGGUCAUUAAUGUCAAUGUCAGGACUUUGACUGGCGAAACCUUUUCGUUGAGGAUCUCACCAGCCGCCACCGUCGAAGAACUCGAAACUGCUGUAGAGGCCAGAACCGACUUGGACAAGGCAGCAAAGUCGUCCGUCACUCUGAACCCGAACACCAUCGCCGAGGUCUUUCUCGUCUUCAGAGGCGUAUCCAGUAUGAUCGGCACCGACGUGGACGGGAUGGAGGACCAGAGCAAGUUCCGCGUCAUUGAGUGGGGAGGCGUGGAGGUGAACCUGGAGCUAGAAUAA
Messenger RNA from Colletotrichum abscissum, 546 nucleotides. RefSeq lists its product as uncharacterized. Lineage: Eukaryota; Fungi; Ascomycota; Sordariomycetes; Glomerellales; Glomerellaceae. Bases 1 to 546 code for a protein of 181 amino acids. The record is from RefSeq and is a predicted model, not a curated record. The transcript is spliced from 5 exons.